Molecule: messenger RNA, 3399 nt
Organism: Tauraco erythrolophus (red-crested turaco)
Lineage: Eukaryota; Metazoa; Chordata; Aves; Musophagiformes; Musophagidae
Source: RefSeq, a predicted model, not a curated record
AUGGGCGUAGACUUCGACGUGAAGACCUUCUGCCACAACCUGCGGGCCACCAAACCCCCCUACGAGUGCCCGGUGGGCACCUGCCGCAAGAUCUACAAGAGCUACAGCGGGAUCGAGUACCACCUCUACCACUAUGACCACGACAACCCGCCCCCGCCCCAGCACACCCCCCUGCGCAAGCACAAGAAGAAGGGGCGCCAGGCCCGCGCCGCCAACAAGCAGUCGCCCAGCCCCUCCGAGACCUCCCAGUCGCCUGGCCGGGAGGUGAUGACCUAUGCCCAGGCCCAGCGCAUGGUGGAGGUGGACCUGCACGGCCGCGUCCAUCGUAUCAGCAUCUUCGAUAACCUCGACGUGGUGUCCGAGGACGAGGAGGUUCCCGAGGAGGUGCCCGAGAACGGGAGCAAUAAAGAGAACACGGAGACGCAGAGCGUCCCACCCAAAUCUGGCAAGCACAAGAACAAGGAGAAGCGUAAAGACUCCAACCACCACCACCACAAUGCCUCGGCCGGCACCACACCCAAGCUCCCCGAGGUGGUGUACCGGGAGCUGGAGCAGGACACCCCUGAUGCCCCACCUCGCCCCACCUCUUACUACAGGUACAUCGAGAAGUCGGCAGAGGAGCUGGAUGAGGAGGUGGAGUACGACAUGGACGAAGAAGAUUACAUCUGGCUGGACAUCAUGAAUGAGAGGCGGAAGACCGAAGGAGUGAGCCCCAUUCCCCAGGAGAUCUUUGAGUACCUGAUGGACCGGCUGGAGAAGGAGUCCUACUUCGAGAGCCACAACAAGGGGGAUCCAAACGCCUUGGUGGAUGAGGAUGCCGUCUGUUGCAUCUGCAAUGACGGGGAAUGUCAGAACAGCAACGUCAUCCUCUUCUGCGACAUGUGCAACCUGGCUGUGCAUCAGGAGUGCUACGGGGUGCCCUACAUCCCGGAGGGACAGUGGCUCUGCAGACGGUGCCUGCAGUCACCCUCGCGAGCCGUGGACUGCGCCCUCUGCCCGAACAAGGGGGGGGCCUUCAAGCAGACGGACGACGGGCGCUGGGCACACGUGGUCUGUGCCCUCUGGAUCCCGGAGGUGUGCUUUGCCAACACCGUCUUCCUGGAGCCCAUCGACAGCAUUGAGCACAUCCCGCCCGCGCGCUGGAAGCUGACCUGUUACAUUUGCAAGCAGCGCGGCUCUGGGGCUUGCAUCCAGUGUCACAAAGCCAACUGUUACACCGCCUUCCACGUCACCUGUGCCCAGCAGGCCGGGCUGUACAUGAAGAUGGAGCCUGUCCGAGAGAUUCCCUCCUUCAGCGGGCGCAAACCCGCCUACUGCGACAUCCACACACCGCCGGGCUCCGUGCGCAGGCUUCCCGCUCUUUCCCACAGCGAGGGGGAAGAGGAGGAUGAGGAGGAGGAAGAGGAAGGGAAGGGCUGGAGCUCUGAGAAAGUCAAAAAAGCAAAAGCCAAGUCUAGGAUCAAGAUGAAGAAGGCGCGGAAGAUCCUGGCGGAGAAACGAGCCGCAGCACCUGUGGUUUCUGUGCCCUGCAUACCCCCGCACAGGCUCAGUAAGAUUACAAACCGUUUGACCAUCCAGAGGAAGAGCCAGUUCAUGCAGAGACUGCACAGCUACUGGACUCUGAAGAGACAGUCCCGCAACGGCGUCCCUCUGCUGCGCCGCCUUCAGACACACCUGCAGUCACAAAGAAACUGCGACCAGAGAGACACUGAGGAUAAGAACUGGGCCCUGAAGGAGCAGCUGAAGUCAUGGCAGCGCCUCCGCCAUGACCUAGAGCGUGCACGCUUGCUGGUGGAGCUGAUACGCAAGCGGGAGAAGCUCAAGAGAGAGACGGUAACGAUUGUUUGCCCCUCCUUGGGGAGCUGCUGGGCUCCCCUGGGCAGCGUGCUCCGCAAGACACUCGAGCAGCUGCAGGAGAAGGACACUGGCAACAUCUUCAGUGAGCCGGUCCCUCUGUCUGAGGUCCCAGACUACCUGGAUCACAUCAAGAAGCCGAUGGAUUUUCAGACAAUGAAACAAAAUCUGGAAGCCUAUCGCUAUCUGAAUUUCGACGACUUUGAGGAGGAUUUCAACCUGAUUAUCAACAACUGUUUGAAAUACAAUGCCAAAGACACAAUCUUCUACCGGGCAGCCAUCCGUCUGCGGGAGCAGGGAGGCGCCGUUCUCCGGCAGGCUCGCCGGCAAGCAGAGAAGAUGGGCAUUGACUUUGAGACAGGCAUGCACUUCCCCCACUGUGUGACGGUGGAAGAGGCUCAGGUCCAAGACAUCGAGGACGAAGAUGUGCGGCUGCUACUCUCAGAGAAUCAGAAGCACCUGCCCUUGGAGGAGCAGCUAAAGAUCCUGCUGGAGCGGCUGGAUGAGGUCAAUGCUGGCAAGCAGAGCAUAGGACGGUCCCGCCGGGCCAAGAUGAUCAAGAAGGAGAUCACAGUCCUACGGCGGAAACUCGCUCACCCACGGGACCUGGGCCGAGACGGGCUGGAGCGGCACAGCUCCUCUGCCAGGGGAGUCCUGCAGUCGCACAACCCCUGCGAGAAGGACCUGCAGACAGACAGCGCAGCAGAAGAGAGCAGCAGCCAGGAGACUGGCAAAGGUCUGGGUCCCAAUUCUUCUUCCACCCCAGCACAUGAAGUUGGUAGGAGGACCUCAGUACUCUUCUCAAAGAAGAACCCUAAAACUGCAGGCCCUCCAAAACGUCCAGGACGCCCCCCGAAGAAUCGAGACAGCCAGAUCACUCCCGGGCACGGAAACAGCCCCAUCGGGCCACCCCAGCUCCCAAUAAUGGGGUCCUCCCAGCGGCAGCGGAAGCGAGGACGAAGCCCGCGCCCCAGCUCCAGCUCAGACAGUGACAGCGAUAAGUCCACCGAAGACGCUCCCAUGGACCUGCCAGCCAACGGUUUCAGCAGCGGGAACCAGCCGGUGAAGAAGAGCUUCCUGGUGUACCGCAAUGACUGCAAUCUUCCCCGGAGCAGUUCCGACUCGGAGUCCAGCAGCAGCAGCAGCAGCAGUGCCGCCUCGGACCGUACCAGCACAACGCCCUCCAAGCAGGGCAGAGGGAAACCCUCCUUCUCCCGAGUGAACUUCCCAGAGGACAGCAGCGAGGACACGUCGGGGACGGAGAAUGAGUCGUACUCCGUGGGCACAGGGCGAGGCGUGGGGCACGGCAUGGUGCGCAAGGGCAUGGGCCGUGGCACAGGGUGGCUGUCCGAGGACGAAAAAAAAGCCCGUGACCUGGUGUGGGCCAAGUGCCGGGGGUACCCCUCCUACCCGGCGCUGAUCAUCGACCCCAAGAUGCCGCGGGAAGGCAUGUUCCACCACGGCGUCCCCAUCCCCGUGCCCCCCUUGGAGGUGCUGAAGCUGGGGGAGCAGAUGACUCAGGAAGCACGCGAGCACCUCUACCUU